Messenger RNA from Sus scrofa (pig), 6508 nucleotides. NCBI's taxonomy places the organism in Eukaryota, Metazoa, Chordata, Mammalia, Artiodactyla, Suidae. The record is from RefSeq and is a predicted model, not a curated record.
AUGGUGCAUGGAAGUUUCUGGGCCAGGGAUCAAACCCGCACCACAGCAGCAACCUCACCUGCGGCAAUAACAGGGCCAGAUACCUAACCUGCUGUGCCACAAGAGAACUCCCAUCCUAUUGAGUUUUAUGCGGAGUUCCCGUCACAUGAAACAUUCGUUUUCUAAUAAUGUUUUUCAGUGUUGCAAAACGUAAUUAAGUAUCCUGGUUUCUUUAGUUACAUGUGUUUUUUUCCGAGAGGACACAUCAUUUGUGUCUUAUAUGCUUGUACAUUUUUUCUGUGGAGUAUUUCCACAAAUGACCUCCAAAUUGUUUUUAAAACCUGCUAUUGCUCACAGAUGUUGCAGACAGCCAGUCCAGACCACACGUGCUGAGCCCCAGGACUGGCCGCUGGCCACCUUUACUGUGCUCUGAUGGGCUCCUGACGGAAGCUGGAAACCAGGAGUGUGCAGGUGGGUUCUGGCCACAAGUCCGUUUUCUCUCUCUCUUUCUUUAUAAAAAAUCUACCACCUUAACCAUGGUUUGCUUGGUUGUCUGUCUGUCUGCCUGUUUGGCUGCGCCCACAGCAUGUGCAACUUCCCGAGCCAGGGACUGAACCUGUGCCUCAGCCCGGACCCGAGCCACUGCAGAGAGAACGCCGGAACUCUAACUUGCUGUGCCCCCAGGCAACUCCCACAGUCCACUUUCUUUGGCUCACACGGGAUUGAAACUGAUGUUGAAUUGGUGGCAAAUAUCGAACGGCUUGCCAGAUUGCACAUAAAGUCUGAUUCAUGAGUGUGCUUAAAGAGUCAGGAACUGCAGCAUCACAGCGCCUUCAAUACACACAACUCUUACUGUGGCCACGAGGGGUGUGAGACAUAAGGAGCACAAAAGUCAGGAGGCGAAAGCCAAGACCCCUAAGCAGAACUUAGAAGGAGAUGGCCGAUAAGAGACAAUAGAGGCGAGGAGACCAAGGGUCAACUGCUGAGGACAAACCACACGCCAGGGCCCAGGGCCACAGCGACAAGCCCUAGGAAGCUCUUCGGCUUUGUCCUUUUACUGCAGUGAAAUGGAACAGUCAGUUCUCCGCUGCACUGGCACAUUGCCAGAGCUCAGGGGCCAUGCAGGGCCCUGGGUCACACCGGGCAGAGCACAGGGCACGUCCACUGCCAGGGGCAGCUCUGCUGGACACGGGCCCUAGGGAUGAGGCCGGAGGGAAGGAACCAAAUGUCCUUUAGGAGCAAAACCGUACAACUAGUUCCUGGCCUGACCAGAAGAGCCAGCGUCUGAGGGGGCGGGCAGCUCGGAGUCCUGGCUUGACCGUAAGUGAAACAGGGCCCCCAGUCUGGGCUUUCACAGGGUUCAUAGGAUAGCGUGCCCGUUCUCCACGGCAACGCCCCCAGUGGGUGGGCAGCAAGGACCCAGGGUGUCAUUUCAGGGAAACAAGUCCCUCAGGUAGAGAUGCCAAAGGUCAACAAACGUGUGAAACGAUGCUCAGCCUCCCUGAGAAUCGGAGGUCUGUUCGGUGCCGUUAGCAGCACCUGCCUGUUAGGGGUCAGGGUGGACAGCAAGCCUCGAGCCUAGCGGAGGGGAGGGAGGCAAAUCUCCAUGGGCCACGGGGAGAAAAUACAUUGGACGUUUCUGGAGAAAAAUGGGCAGUGCUUUUCAGGACGAAGCAAGGUGUCCACGUGCUAACGCAUGAUUGGACUGUAGGAUCCUAACCCACCAGGAAUGACAGGAGGAGCCCAGAAGACACGUAGACGGCGUCAGGCUUCAUGACAGGAAAGCCUGUAGGGGGUGGCUGUCAGGUCAGGAGGGAUCGGGGAUGGCCACUGUGUCCACACAGAACCCCGGGGGGACGUUCAGAAGGAAUUUACGGACCGAGAAAGAUGCUCGUGACAUGUGGGGGGUGAACCCCCCAACAGCAGAACCAGUGACAGAGGUGACCUGACUCGCACGAAGACACACAGAGGAGAGCCCCAUGAUGCAGACACACCUGGGGCACACACACAUCUCCUGCUAAGGGAGGGAAGGGUUAUGGGGGUCACAGAGACAGCCCUUCCGUUUGGCUGUAUCACAGCCUCUGCCUUGAAUUCCACCAAGCAUGUGUUUACCCCAAAUUUUCGCACACACAGGAAGGAGGAUUUUCGACGUGCCAGCAACAGCAGCCACAACGGAGAGGAGCGUGCAGGGGGAGGCCAUCUACCUUCUCCCGUGUUCCGAUUAUACCAAGGGAUGACGAUUGGCCUGCAUCUCAGGACUGUGAGGCAGACGCACUGUGUCUGGAAUGGCAAGGGCGGGCCACUGGCCCGGGCACAGAACUCGGAGCCAGCCUUCCUCCUUAUGCCAUCCUGUGAGCGUGGGGAGGAGCAGUCAGAGCUGUGGACCAGGAGGUCACACCUGCUGCCUGGGGAGACCUUUCCAGGAAGAGGCUCUGGGUCCCUCUGCACUGUCUGUGUUUCUCUCCUGUAGGCUCCCCCGGGCUCCCUGAUGGGCUUCAGGCUUCUGGGCUCCCCUGUCUGGGGCUGGGGGCUGGUCAGGGAGGACUGAACACUGGACCUCAGAUUCCUGGGGCCCAGGGGGUGGGGAGUCCCAAGGCACUCGGAAGCCCGGGUCUCCCCUAAUUGGCCCUUUGAGGCCUCGGGCCCCAGGCCUGCCAAAGAGAACACCUGCCCCAACAGCGUGACCCAGAGGUACAGGCACCUGACCCACUGCUCGGCUGAGGAGGUAAGACUUAGGGGAACAGGUGAGCUGAGUCCCUUCCAGGCCCUGCUUCCUCCAAGACCCAAGAGCUUCCUGCUCCUCAACCUGGAGCACCAGCCUGAGGCUCACUGAGACCCCAGGUGCCCUCCGCUGCCCCCUCUCCACCCUCCUUCGCUGCACAAGAAGCCAGAACCGAACGGGGAACAGGCAGGGGCCCCCGGUCCCCACUGAGGAUCACCAGCACAGACGUGGUCAGAGGCUCAGGAGACCCUGGGAGAGUAGGUCCUGGCUGUGCGGGCUCAGGUGAGUCAUGACCUUCACCGUGAAAAGGUCAGCUACGAGGCAGGGAGGCUUGGAGUGGAAGCAGACUGUGAAGAACAGGGUGGCAGUCGUGCCAAGUAUACAGUGAGCCCUCAUGGCUUGCUCUCAGCAGAGGCGGGGAAACACUCCUGCCUGGCCAGUCCUCGACUCACCUGAUGGAUAGCACGGUGCUCCAGGCUGUAGGCAGUGAGCUGAGACGGGAUCGAGGCCCACAGGAGAGACAGACAGAAAAGCCCCCACCAGGCCUGGUGAGGCUCUGCCCCGCUCUGCUCCCAGCCUGGCCUAGAGAUGGAACAUCACCCAGCCACGACCUGGUGGGCAGAAGGGGAUGAGUAAAUACUUCUGAAGUAAAUAAAGAGUCAAAUACGGGGCAGAAGGUGGAGGAUUCGACCCCGGGGCAAAGAGGGGAACCUCGGCAGCAUUCCCGAAGGAGGAGACAGGAGGCUGCAAUGCCACGGCCACGCUUCAGACCCCCAGGCCUGCAAAGCCCCUGGUACCACACCCCAGCCCCCAGCACACUGUGCACAGCCACCCACAGCGGAAGUGCUCCCAGCACACGAGUGAAGGAGUGAACCCAGGCACUGUGUUCAUUGCAGGGCAGUCGGGCCACCUGGAGGGAAGACGUGGCAGCUGGUGGCCUCCUGCUAAGUGGACAGAGACGCCCUGAGUGUCCCCCUGCUCCAAGGACAUGACCUCCUGACCUUGACCUGCUCCGCCGCACUGCCUCCCUCCUGCUCUCUGCACCUGUCCCCAGCUCAGGGCCAUGUCACAUCACAGAAAUGGAACCCUCUCGGUGGUGCCUCUGCAGGAGUUUGUGCUGGAGGGGUUUCAGGGUGGGCUGCAGACCCAGGCCCUGCUCUUUGCCCUCUUCCUGGCCCUGUACUUGGCGGCCGUCCUGGGGAACCUCACCAUGAUCGUGGUCAUCACCCUGGACGCCCGUCUGCACUCCCCGAUGUACUUCUUCCUCAAGAACCUCUCCUUCCUGGACCUGUGCUACUCAUCUGUCAUCUACCCCAAGGCCCUGGCCAACGUCCUGUCCUCAGCCAAGGUCAUCUCCUUUGGGGGCUGUGCCACCCAGUUCUUCUUCUUCUCCAUGAUGGGCACGACUGAGACUCUUCUCCUGGCCGUGAUGGCCUACGACCGCUUCCUGGCCAUCUGCAGCCCCCUGCACUAUCCCAUCACCAUGUGCCCAUCAGCCUGUGCCCGCCUGGUCCUGGGCUGCUAUGGUGGAGGCUGCCUCAACUCUGGGGUGCAGGCUAUCCUCACUUUCCGCCUCCCCUUCUGCAGCUCCAACCACAUUGACCACUUCUUCUGCGAUGUGGUCCCCCUGCUCCAGCUUACUUGUACUGACACAGCUGUCAACAAGCUGGUCUUGUUUGGCAUCUGCGGGCUCAUCAUCGUGGGCACCACACUCGGGGUCCUCAUCUCCUAUGCCUACAUCACCGUGACCAUCCUGAGGCUGCGCUCGGGAGCAGGCAGACACAAGCUCUUCUCCACCUGUGGCUCCCACAUGACGGCCGUGUCCCUCUUUUAUGGGACCCUUUUUGUCAUGUAUGCCCAGCCGGGAGCGGUGGAGUCCAUGGAGCAGGGCAAGGUGGUCUCUGUCUUCUACACCCUGGUCAUCCCCGUGCUCAACCCCCUCAUCUACAGUCUGCGGAACAAGGAGGUGAAGGAUGCCCUGCGGAGACUGGGCCACAAGCUCACAGCCCUCUGACGGACGGUGACCUGGGAGACAGCGCGUCCUCAGGGCAGGAAUUUGUUCCUCUAUCUUCCAAUUCAUUCAUUCAUCCAACAUUUCAUUCAAUUCUGCAUUGAAGCACAUCAUGGACCACACAUGCAUGUGUGAGAUGCCAAGAAAAUGAGGCAGACAAUUAAUGGUCCAUGAUGAAUGGAGACCCUAAACCUGAAGUUUCUAGAACGCAGUGGGAAGAGGCAUGGACAGAGGGUCUCUGAACCAGGGGACAGGUCCCAGUUCAACACCUUCAGUGAAGGUAUGUGAGCAGACAAAUGCUCUGGCCUUUUCCCUUCACUUGAUGGCUGAAUCUCAAGUAAACCUGUGCUCAGCAAUAGCACCUUGACCACCCAGAAGGGGGAUUUAGGACGCUCAUCCCUGCCCUUCCUUGGGGAUACCCUGCGGUCAGCAUAGCCUCUUAGGGGAGGGGGGAGGACGGUGCUUCCCCUCCGUUUGGCAUCUGGAUGUUCCCCUCCCCCUCCCCUCUGUUCACUAAUCCUACCACCUCCAACAGGAAGCACAGUGACCUGUGCUCCUGCUUCAGGGGCUCCCGGUCACCCUGUCCCUUGUUUCUCACCUUAAAUAGCAACUCAGAGUCCCAGGAAGCCAACAUAAAUGCCCAAUGUCCAAUGUUGCCCUAGCCGCGUCCACCCAGCCUGGCCGGUGACAACAUCCUCACUACGUGUCACCCUGACGAGUGAUGCCCUGACACAGCAGACAUCUCUGAAUGAGGGUGAGUUCCUGGUGGCUGCAGCAGACCGCACGGAUGGAAAGGGAGGUGCACUGUCUUGCCAGAGCGCACGGCUCCCUGGCCUCUGUCCCACACUCCCUGGAGCCUGGACCCCCUGUCCUGACCUGCCCACUCGGAGCUCCAGCCUCAUGCUCAGGGGACCCCACACAGAGCCUGGGCUCACAGCCCGCUGGCCUCCUUAUCUUAACUCUCUGUAGUGGAGUCAUUCAUGCCCAUGGUCACCAGAAGGUUGUGCUCGGGACAUGGGGGUGAUCUGCUUGCUCCUGGGCCAGUAGGGACCUGCCCUGCUUCUGCCAUCCCAGCUCUCACGGAACCUCUCUCCCUGCUCAAGCAAACUCAAGGUCUGCGGCUCACAAUUCCUCACCGAAAACAUUCUCGAAGUCUCUCACGGAACUUUCUCACCACCGCCUCAUCUUUGCACCUCCCAAAUGACAUCUCCCCCUUCCACAGGUACUGCAGUCACCUGCUACCAAAUUCCCGCUUGCAGAGUCCCCCAGAUUUUCUGCUACACAAACGACAGACCUGUCUCUCCCUCCUGCCUUUCUUUCCUGUCAUUCCAUGGAGGUUUAGAGACAUGUUCUCCUGUCAUCUAAUCGAUCCAGAUUUGGAGAGGGAAGAGUAGACGUUCCCUCCACGUGCGCGUGUGUCUUCAUUCUGAUGGAUUUUGCAUUCCCAACAGGAAGACACCCCUAAGGGUCCACGGUAACAGAGCGUUUCUCCUGAAUUAAGGGUAAGUAAGACUGGGCCUUAGAUGCAAAUGCUCAGCAGUCUGAAGAAGAAGGAAAAAGGAAUAAAAGUUACAGAGUGUUGUGUCCUCUAAAUUACCCACACUUCAGACUGUAGUGACGCCCACGGUACCGUGUUAAGUGGGAUGGUUUCGCUAUCUUGAUCCCCGACGGGCUUUGCAGACGGCCCCUCAGGAGGUUCUCAGCCAAAAUCUACCACAACUGCAACUGAGUUCAUUGUUUUUUGUUUUGUUUUGUUUUGUUUGUUUGUUGUUUUAAUUUUCCCACUGUACAGCAAG